This is a messenger RNA of Erigeron canadensis, 1666 nucleotides long. Its product is annotated as zinc finger CCCH domain-containing protein 30-like. Bases 300 to 1514 code for a protein of 404 amino acids. Gene Ontology annotation, molecular function: metal ion binding. The record is from RefSeq and is a predicted model, not a curated record. Lineage: Eukaryota; Viridiplantae; Streptophyta; Magnoliopsida; Asterales; Asteraceae. The transcript has 5 exons.
UCUGUUUUUACCGUUUUCUCUCUCUCUUUUUUCUCUCUUUAUAUAUAUGAUCAUCAGGGCCAACUGGGGUGGGUUUCUCACUAUCCUUCUUUUUACAGUCAAGAAUUGAUUUGGAGCUCCUUUCUUGUACUUCUUUUCCGUAGCUACUCUCAGAUAAAAUGUAGCGAAAGGGGGAAAGUCAACUUAAAGUCAGCUGGGAAGAUCCUCAGAAACAACACAGUUUGACAUCUUGGGUUCGACCUUCAGGGCCGGCUUUGCAAAAUAUUCUUCAAAUACAAUGGGCUUGUCCACCCCGAUUUAUGGUGGACCCUGAUUGGAAAAUGGAGGAUGGUUCAGAGAGUCAAGAAAAACAUAUACAACUUAAAAGAGAAUUAAAAACCACUGAAGCAUUCUAUACUUUCAACUUCAACAUUCCUCCCAAUCCAUCUGUUGCAUCAGAUGCACUCGAUUUCGAUGGUGACGAUAGCAAGGUCCCUAUCAUCCCCCUAGAGGUCAUUGAUAAUGAAACUUCACCUGAAGAUGAUGGCACUUCGCUAAUCACAUUGAGCCCUGGUGUAGAAGUUGGAGAAAUAACUAUACAACCUCUUAGCAUCCCUCUAACCCCACAAGAGAACAAAACACCAGAAGUUGGUAAACCUCUUUUACAAAGAGAUGAAGUAAUUGCAGCAGCUGUAGCACUUACUGCCUUGAUGAAGUUUAAGGAGCCUGGGAAUUACAUUGACCUCGAGUUGCUUAUCCAGCUUCUUCGUAACCCUGGUAUGCUCGAGCACUUGAUGAAGCAUUAUGGACCAUCUGUUAAUCAGAGGCCAGUAACAAUCUGCGCUCAACCUCAUGAAAGGCCUUCUGUCCCCUUGCCAGUUUCAAGUCCAGCUAGUAAUGUACAUCAUCCAGCUGCUACAGGAACCACACCUCUCUCUGUAAACUCACCUAGGACCCCUGUCAGUGGUUACAACACCUGCUCUCCAUCAGUCCCAUGUACCAAUUCUAUUCCUUCAGAAGUGAAAAAUACGAUAUGCCAAGUUAGGAAAGCAGAGGUUCAUGGUAACUCAUCAAAGCCAUUAGCAACGAUGAUACCCGGCCCCGGCCCCGGCCCCAACUCUCCCACACUUGACAUGGCUAAAUUUAGGAAGCUGAUUAAUGAGUAUGGAGUCCCAUCAGGAGGUGAGACUCUCACACCUGAGAAGAUUCUACCUGCACUAUCUAGUCCAAGAAGUGGACCCGUUGUGAUGAAGGAUUCAGAAUAUUACAGAAAACUUGUGUCACAACAUGGGAUAGUUCAAGAGAGUCCCAACCCUCAAGGAUCUGUGAAGUCAAUUGGCAUGAUCCCAGUUGAAUCAAAGCCCCACGAACGACCAUGCAUGUAUUAUAAUAGCAAUAAGGGUUGCAGGCGUGGGUCUAGCUGUUGGUUCCCGCACGUGAAUUUGGAGAGAGGUAGUCCGGUUGCCAAAAAUAAGCAGGGUGCCAAAAGGAUGAAGCUUUCUGGGGGUAAUUUUGCCAGACGUACAUGUCAUUGAAUGGGUUGAAAAUUUUGUUUCAGUUUUCAUAAUGCAUUGUGUAGUUUUGCUUUCUCUUACAGGUUGGUCUCAGUUUUUAGCCUUCUUCUAAUUGAUAUAGAAUUUUAACGAUUUUUGAGAUAGUCAAAUGAUAUAAAGUUGCAUAUCUGGAU